This is a messenger RNA of Drosophila biarmipes, 921 nucleotides long. RefSeq names its product alpha-tocopherol transfer protein-like. Gene Ontology annotation, cellular component: membrane. Gene Ontology annotation, molecular function: phosphatidylinositol bisphosphate binding. The record is from RefSeq and is a predicted model, not a curated record. Lineage: Eukaryota; Metazoa; Arthropoda; Insecta; Diptera; Drosophilidae. The transcript has 3 exons. Bases 1 to 921 code for a protein of 306 amino acids.
AUGCGACGUCCACUCUCGCCGACGUUGGCCAAACUGGCCGAGAAGGAGGUGAAUGAGACGCCCGAUCGGAUUCAGCAGGACAUCAUUAUACUGCGGGUGUGGAUUCGCCAGCAGCCGCAUCUGCGAGCCAGAACAGAUGUGGAUUUUUUGAUCGCCUUCCUGAGGCGCUGCAGAUACAGUUUGGAGGAGACCAAGCGCCGGAUCGACCGCUACUUCACGCACUACAACCUUUUUCCGGAGAUUAUGAACAAUCGCUGUGUUACCCAGCGGCUUUUGGAUAUCAAUCGAAUGGGUAUCUGCCUUUAUCCGGACAUGCCUAAGGGAGAUAAUCGUACCGCCUUGUUCAUAGCCAGAUUUGGCCACUUCGAUCCCAAUCUGUACAUGCUGCGCGAGAUCUACCACUUUUCCUCGAUGGCCAUGGAGGUGAUAGCGCUGGAGAACGACUAUGCCUCGCUGGCUGGGAUCUGCGAGAUCAUAGACCUGGAGGGCGUUAACUCGGAUAAGAUGCGGCGAUUCGAUAGGGUUCUGUUCCGCAAAUGGUGGAACUGGCUCUACAAUUGCAGUCCGCUGAAGGUCAAGGAAAUGUACAUUAUCAACAUGCCCAAGGAUAUUCAGGGUACCGUCAUGUUUCUGUACAAUGUGCUCAGCAUGCAGGUUAACUAUCCAAUACGGGUUCUGAAAAACAGCGAGGAGCUGAUCGAGCACAUUGGCAAGGACUCCUUGCCGGAGGAGUACGGCGGCACCAAUGGCCAUAUGGGCGAGUGCGUGGCCUACAUGGAGGACCUGCUGAAUAGCUACCGCGGUUACUUCGAGCAGGACUGCAACUACGGGACCAUUGAGGAACUGCGUCACGGCGAGAUAGCCACCUACGAGGCGGAAUUCGGAGCCAGUGGCUCUUUUCGUCGACUAAACUGGGAUUAA